AUGUUUAUGGCAGUGAAGUUCAUCGACUACCCUGCCCUCGGUCUGGCCGAUCCAUGCGUGGAUUUUUUCGAAUUCACUUGCGGGAAUUGGAUUAAAGCGCACCCGAUCCCUAACCAUAAAACCAGCUACUCACAGUUUGGGAAGCUUUCUGAUAAGGUUCAAGAGCAAAUGAGAGAUGCAUUCGAGUCGUCAGAGCUGUUCGCCUCAAAAUCCAUGAAUGCGCUGAAAUAUAUGUAUCGAAAAUGUAUGGACAAGAAGGAACUGAAUAAGAUCGGCUCUAAACGGCUACUGUCAACCAUUAGGGGCUAUGGAGUAUGGCCGAUGAUCGAAGGCGAUGACAAAUUUCGGGUAGAAGACUUUGAUCUAACGUCGCUGAUGAUACAUGUUACUGAAGUCAGAGGAUUGGACGUCUUUGUGGCUAACUAUGUCACUCUUGACAACAAAAACGUCUCGAGGAGACUCAUCGAGAUUCCUAAGUAUGUUACGUUCCUUGGCCCUUAUGCAGUCUAUAAUUACCCUGGGGAUGAUGAGGCGGUAAAGUCGUAUCAGGGUUUGCAGUAUUUGGAUUUCCCAAAGACGCCUCACUUUGAUCAAGCAGAUCUUGGUCUGGGAGAGUCGACGCGUGAUUAUUACUUGGAUCGAGUCAAGCAUGGCAAAAAGAUCGAAGCCUACAGACAUUGGUACAGUUGUGCAAGGAANAACAACGAUGAGAAAAUCGCGAAAGACGUGGACGAGAUCAUCGACUUUGAAACCAAAAUAGCAAAAAUUAUGGUGGCAGAGGAAGAUCGGCGAGACUACUCUAAAAUGUACAAUCUUCGGCGUCUUAGCGAUUUGCAAAAGCUCAUGCCUAUGGUUGAUUGGAUGCGAUACUUUCAUUCCACUGCACCUUACUCUGUUCAUGAGUAUUUUGCAACCGAUCCACCUAUCCUUAUUGUAGAGAUUGACUAUAUGAGAAGGAUCACCGAACUGCUGCAAUUAACGGACCCUCGGAUUAUCACCAAUUACAUAUUUAUUCGAUUCACUUCCUCAUGGAGCGGAGAACUUGGAGAGCGAUUUGACGAUGUCUCCCAGGAGUUCCACCGCUUGAUGUAUGGGAGAAAGCAGAAAGCUCCCACAUGGAAGGAAUGCACGUCUUCCACAAUGCACAGAAUGCAAUAUGCUACUGGAGCCAUCUACGUUAGCAAAGUGUAUGACAAGGCUUCGAAAAAUGUAACGCUGGAUAUGGUGAAUGAUUUGAAUGAAGCGUUUAAUGAAAUGCUUGUCGAGAACGAUUGGAUGGACAAAUCUACGAAAAAGACCGCUUUUGAAAAAGCAAAGGAGAUGCUAAGACAGAUCGCUUAUCCGGAUUUUAUUCUUGACAGCAAGAAGCUGGAUAACCAUUACGAAGGCUUUUCCGUGGACGAAACCGACUCAUACAGUCAAAUGAUAGAAAAGCUAUCACGGUGGAACAUCGAAUUUGGCUUCAAACGUCUCACCAAACCCGUUGACCGAACUGAAUUCAAUUUCAAUCCCGCAGUCGUCAAUGCCUAUUACUCGUCCAAUUUCAAUUCGAUAACUACGGAGAUUUUUAGAGCGCUGAAUUAUGGUGGCAUCGGAGCUGUGAUUGGGCACGAAAUCACUCAUGGAUUUGAUGAUCAAGGUCAGCAAUUCGAUGCUAUUGGUAACCUCCGCGACUGGUGGGAUGCAGAUGUCAAGAAGAAAUUUGUAGAGCGGGCCCAAUGUAUCAUCGACCAAUAUGGAAAGAUCGAGGUGCCAGGCACUGGCCUAAAAGUGAAUGGCAAGCUCACUCAAGGGGAGAACAUCGCUGACAAUGGAGGAGUGAAGCAGGCGUGGAGAGCCUACAAAAAAUAUCUGAAGAAGCACGGAGAAGAAAAACGCAUUGAAGGCUUAGAACAAUACAACAACGAGCAGAUGUUCUUCAUGGGAUAUGCAACUACAUGGUGUGGUCAUUCAACCAAAGAUGCACUUAUAAACCUCAUUCUUACUGAUCCUCACUCGCCACAACACUAUCGGGUUAAUCAGGUGCUCGCCAAUCAGCCAGAGUUUGCUGCAGCGUUCAAGUGUGCGGUUGGCACUCCGAUGAAUCCUACAGAACGUUGUGCUGUUUGGUAA
Messenger RNA from Haemonchus placei, 2112 nucleotides. The record is from the annotation of a GenBank genome assembly. NCBI's taxonomy places the organism in Eukaryota, Metazoa, Nematoda, Chromadorea, Rhabditida, Trichostrongylidae.